GAAGUUCGGGUCAUCCUCCUUGUCCACGGCCUGGCUGUAGUGCCGGAGCCGGAGCAGAGACGCGGUGGCCGGCAGAGCCGCGUCCGCGCAGCCCGAGGCCAGGGCACCGCUCCCGGCGGCUCGGCAGAGGGAUGCUUCUUUUUCAGAAAAGCCUUAAAGAUGGAUGGAUAUCCUAAAACUUAACAAAACACUAUGAAACAAUACAACUAUGACCGAUAAACCAAAGAUCCACAUAUUUCUGGGGGCUCCCCAUCCCUCAUCACUAUCUAAGGAUGUCCAAGAAGAAGAAGAGAAAGAAGGAGGCCUCCCAUUUCAGUGGAAGACUCUGGAGCUGCGCUGGAGUCAGGGUAGGUUGCGACAUUUAGAAUGUAAGGGAGAUGCAACACCUGAAGUUUCUGAAGGAGGUCUAAGCACUGGUGAUUGUGUGGAGGCCAUUGGUAGACUGAAGCCAAAACGCGUCCAUGAAAAGCAAAGCUUUUCAGGAACUCAUGAGGGUAGCAAGACUGGAAAUGUGUCCGAAGAUGAUUCCACAUGCUCAACUGGCCUGUCCUGUAGUGCUAUAGGCACUAAUUCUGCUGCUGCGGCGCCAAUGGUUGAAGGAAACUCACCCACUGAUCUUGGGAAUAGUAUAUGUUUAGGUUCUAGUGAGGAUGACAAGACUAAAGACUCUGAAGGUGAAUCUGUAGAAGAGCCUGAAGAUAACUUGACACCUCCAGUUAGUCGUUCAGCUCUGGAAAGGCAAGCAUAUACAGAAAAGGAACUGGAAAAGGACUUUUGUCCUGGUAUAGUUGCUGAAUACCUAGACAGUUGCUUUCUUUCUCUACAACCUGGCCCUAGCUCUAACCCUAUGAUCAGACAUCCUGAGCAAAGUCCUGCCAUAAGUGUUGAGACUGAAUAUUUAACGGUCUGGACCAAGAGCCAGAGUUUACUCCUCAGAGGUAGAGUGGUUAAGCAACCUCAAGGUGGCUCACAAGAGAAACCUAGAUCUCCCCAAACACCAACACAACAAACACCUGUAGCUUCUGUUGGCUCCCCAGAGCUCUACAGCCCAGAGGUUAGCCCAGUCCAGAGAGGCCUAGGGGGAACUCUGCAAAGUUCACUCAGUAUUUUCUAUGAAAGUCUUAGCCAGAGGCAUCAUGAAGGAGGUGUGGUAAUAGAGUGCACACCUGAUGGGAUUCUGUGCUCUCAGGCAAGUCCUCCAGUGGACCAAGAAGGUGCUAAUCAAUCUGCUGAAUCCCCAAUCUCAUCUGUAACACCUGAAAUCUCACCUACUCCCAGUACUUCAAAACGCGCAAAACUGUCUCCCAGCACAUCUAAAGGCCAUCGUCAGAUGGGCUCAAAAAGUGUGCUUCCACUGUGCGGUCCCACCACUCUCCUCUCAAGGUGUAAGAGUCAUGGUGUACAUUACUCUAUCUUGGUUGCUGUGGUUCACCCCUGCCACCUGAAGGAGAUCAAAGUGAAGUCUGGAGCGUCUGCUGGAGCCAGUGUUCCUCUGGCCUCCAUGAUUGUUACUGACCAAUCAGGAGUGGAGGUAAAGGCGGUUCUGUGGAGGACAGCUGCAUUCUGGGCCCUGACUGUGUCUCCUGGGGACAUACUGCUCAUCACAGGUGUGAGGGUACAUGAGGAUAAAUGGCGAGGAGAAACAGUACUGCAGUCUUCCUUCAACAGCCGUCUUCUGAACCUGGGUCAGAUUACUCCAGAUCAUACUUCACAAGCUCCACAGAAUGUAAAUAUUCAUACUUGGAGAACACUGUGUACUUAUCUGCACGAGAAGCGCCCCCUGUUGGUGUCUCUGCCUGCUCGCACUGCUCAGGACCCACAUUCAGUCUCAUUCGUCCGUCUUGGUUCUCUACGGCCUGACACACUCGUUCAUGCUCUGCUAAGAGUCAAACACUCCAAGACCAUUUCAGCCUGGCGUGAUGAGGUGGAGGGUGUAUCCCGGACAGGCAGUGUGCUGAGAGCUGUGCUGAGUGUGGAGCAAGGAGAUGGCACACAGGGAGCUGUGGUCCUUUGGGGAUCUGCCUUGGCCUUGCUACAGCGCAUAAACAGGAACACGGAUGCAGUGUGGGAGUUCCGGCUGCUCUUAGUGAAACAGGACGUGACCUCAGGCCUACUAGAGCUUCACUCCACGCCGUGGAGCUCCUGUCAUCCAGUCUUCCCAGACGACACUCGAUGCAAAGAGUUUUACAACACAGCCUCCUCACACAACAGCUUUGAGAUCGACCUGCACACACUCCUGUCCCAAAAGUACACAGGUAACGUGGAGCUGAAAGCUCAAAUCACUGCUGUCCAGUUUCAGAGCAGCCCGUCGCAGGAUGCAGUGCAGCUCAUGGAUCGAGAGAUGUCUCUGGAGAAAGUUCUGGAGGUUGUGUGUGGUGACAUCACUUUCACUGGCUGUGGCCUGUGCUGUGCUGAGCUGGACACGGAUGAGAACGGAAUCUACAGACCCUGCUACCCCUGCCUGCCUCAUACUGGAGUACGCCGCUACUACAGACCAGCUGUUCUGACUGUGAGAGAGGGAGAUCGUCAAGUGUGUGUACAAGUUCCACCCACUCUUUUGCAAAAGAUCCUGCUUGACACCCCACCAGACAAGCUGAACAAGCCUGUAGCUCCUGCAUCAGAGGAGAGGUUUGUCCAUGUUGUAGCCAAGCGAAUCCACUCCAUACUGUCCACUCCAAGAACCCUGUAUUGUCUGACUGUCCGCAGCCAUUUUGAAUGUGAUGAAAACAGCGUUCCUAUCAUUCAGAAUUUCUUCCUGUUAGAAUUUAAAUCAUAAGAACCACAAAGACACUGUCAUUAAAGCUCUGACAAAGUACACCAAGCCCUUACCUAAAGUUACAUAUAGAAUAACAUUUUAUAUGCUAUGAAAUAAAUUAUUUUUGAACAGAUGUAUAUAAUAAGCCUAUUUAUACUGUACGUUUUCCCGAGAUUUUUACUUAUCUAAUAAAGAUCUGCUCUCAGGUUGUUUAA
This is a messenger RNA of Astyanax mexicanus (Mexican tetra), 2970 nucleotides long. RefSeq names its product shieldin complex subunit 2 (gene shld2). The transcript is spliced from 9 exons. The coding region runs from base 209 to 2776 and encodes 855 amino acids. Gene Ontology annotation, biological process: regulation of double-strand break repair via homologous recombination. Gene Ontology annotation, cellular component: nucleus; site of double-strand break. NCBI's taxonomy places the organism in Eukaryota, Metazoa, Chordata, Actinopteri, Characiformes, Acestrorhamphidae. The record is from RefSeq and is a predicted model, not a curated record.